UUUUUAUCUACGUAAACCAACGGCAAAGCGACGCUGGGCAACAGGCUGUCCUGUUGUGUGUGUUGUAUUUUUCAGUGUGAAAACAAAUAAUUCGUCAUGCGAUAGCACUAUCUUAGCUCAUCGGUCUUUUCUCUCGCACAAAGCCUAGUGCGCUACGCGUGUUCGUCUUGAGGUUUAUUACCGUUAGGCUGCAUUAGAACGAUGAUCUCCAUCCAGAAUCCACAGCUCAAGGCCAUAUUUCUCAUUCACCUGCUCCUCACAGUAUGGCCGUUGCAGGAAGCAUGGGCACCCCAAGCGUAUCUCUACUACAACCUCAUUUAUCUGCUGAUGUUAGCUUGGGCGAUCCAUCACAAGGAUUCCGAGGAGCCCGUAUUUAUGGCAUUAGCCAUAAACCUUGGUACCAUCCUAAUGGACAUUGUCACACUGGGAAUGCACUUCCCACACCAAUUCACAUUCUGUGCUGGCAUUGCCAUUGUUAACCUUUUGUUUCGGCCGGUGUCGUCAGUGUUUCUGCUGCGCAUCUUCAACGAGCGGGGAGGCAGGUAUGCAGACCUGGGCAUCCCAAACUUCAAUGGCGGCGUGGGCAGCACUGGCCGAGGUCAGUAUGAUGACAUCGACCAGACCACUACCCAGAGCGUGCCGAAGACUGGAUUAGACACUGGAAGCCCAAGCCAUGUCUACUCCUCGGGAGGCGAUGGGCUGCCGCCUUACUCGCAGCCAUAAUCGCAGCUUCCCAACUCAUUUUGUUGGAACAGUGCCAUCUUCAGUGGCCAGAACUGACGUGACCUUGAUUGCACACCCGCUCCUCAGUUCAGCAUCAACGUUUUUUUUUUUCUCUCUUCUUCUUCAGUUAAUUGUCCAAAGUUUGAAUGUCAUUUGCUUAGUAUGGUACCUGAACCUUGUGAGGAAGCCUUGAUGGCCUUGAAGUUGAGGAAGCCUUGAAGUAUGAGCUUACUUCACCAGUCUUGUGUGGUGCAAGGUAACACAUUAAGACUGAUUUAGCUCAUUCUUAUACAUGCCGGCCGUGUUAACGUGCCAGCAUGAGCAGUUUUCCCCCAGUCAUGGUAGCAAACAUGUUGAGGCUUUGGAAAUCUACAAUUCUUUGUAGCUCUCAAAUCUAAAUGAUUGCUUAAACAGAUAAAGCUUUUAAGUCUAUGUGAUGUUUGUUCUUGAAUCUUUAAUUUAUUUACCACUGUCAUGAAAUGGCUUUCUAAACCAGACUGCAAAGCCACAAGCGUUUAUUCGAGCUGUUGGUGGCACUGUUCAUGAAAAUUUACCUGUCUUACGUUUUGUAAUCCCUAAAUGUUUACAGGUUGAUUUUUUUAAUGCUUGCUAAUGCAGCCAACUAUGGCAUGUUUUUGUGCACAUGUUGGCUGAAUAGAAUAACUAGCACUGCAAUCUUUUCCUUUUUUAUUUUUUAGGUUUGAUCAUGGACAAAAAGUUGAAGUAUAGCAUUUAGAUUACCAUUUGUUGACACUGUUUUUGUCUCGUACAACUUUCUUCACACAUAGGUUGCUCAUUUUUGGCCAUUGAAGACAGUGUGCCACUAUUUCUCUUGCAAACGAGCAAUGCGUUGCAAGAAUGAGGGCUUGAAAAUUUUGUUGAAUGUGUGAAGUGGUUUCUGAGCAAUUAAGCAUUGUUUCUGUGCAUUAAGCUAUGUGUGCUAAAGAGCAAACUGCAGCAGCUUAGAAAGAAAUUCUACGAUAUCUUCCGCAAUGGCAUUUGGAGACUCUACUGUUUCCACUUUUUAUAACACUCAAUUUUUUAUUUUAAUUCUUUUUUACCCAGAGAUGUGUGAACCAAACGCCCCUCCUUAUUUAACCAAGGGCACCAGUUCUGACCCCCAGAAAACCUGUAAUAAUGGUUUAGUGUGAUUGUACCCGGCACUUCCUCACUCUGGAGUAUUCAUUCCGUGUUAUUUGUGGCUGCCUGUAUGGAAGGAAAAAGAGAUUAGUACAGCUUCUCCCUUUCAUUUGUUCUGCAGCUGGCUGCUGCUUAUACAUGCUUUAGUUUGGAUAUGCUUUCUUUUUCUAGUCAUUGUUGGGAGUGCCACUGAUUGCUUGUUGCACAGACUGGCUUGACCCUUGCAGCUGUUUAAAAGCAGUACUUCCUUUUUUUUUUGCGUGUGUUUCAAAGCUGUAAUUUUUUUGAUCAUGUUUUUGAUCAUGUUUUUUUGAUCAUGUGAUUGAGAAGUUUCUGAAAUAGGGGACGGUGCCGCUGAUACAACUUGUUGUGCGUUCCCAUAGUCCCUUUAGUUCACUAAAGCCACUUGCAUCCUCUAUUCCUAAAACUGUCUAUUGUGGCAGCCAACUCCGAGCUGUAGAGAGCAUCUCGUGAUAUUCACAUCCAUGGCACUUUUCUUAAUGUACUACCGAUGUGGCAAUUUUAGACUUGUAAUUUUUUGCAUUGCGCAAAGGUCCUGGAUCUCAAAACUACACAGAGUACUGACAAGCCUCAAAGUGUCUUAAAUAAUUUACAGUAAUAGCUUUUCUUCGUAACAGUUCCUGUUUUGUCUCCCAGGAGGUGUAUGUCAUGUGGGAGCUGAACAUCAUUAAGGUUUGGCACUCACUCUGACUAGCUGUCAUCUGCUAUGCCAAUACUUCUAACGACCAGAAAAGGAGGAAGGCCGUUUUCGUGAACAAGAAGGACAGGGCAGAGAAAAAGAUGGAAGUAUCAAUCUCUACGACUGUUAGAGAUGGCAGAAUAAAAUGAAUAUUAUUCUACAUUGGACCACACAACGAGUAGCAGCACAGCAGAUGACCGAAUGAGCCAAAGUGACUGCCAAAGCAUGAUGAUGUUCUGUGCCCACGUGACCACCUUCUGCGUCAUGGAACAUACACACACAUGACACAUACAGCUCCUGGGAAAUGGUACCAAAACUGGUUCAUUGGUGCCAAAAAACGUGCUCUCUCCAAUAAUAAAAUAAAAAUAAAUAAGACGUUUCGGGCCCCUUUUGGGUCCCUCGAUCACAGUGAAGAUGUAAGCAUGGGCGUGCGGCUAUUUAUAACGUCUUUUCUUUAUUUUUAUUUUAUUCUUGGCAAGUGCACGUUUUUUGGCACCAAUAUGUUUCCCCGCCAGACAAGUUUUCGUCGAACACUUAACCAAAACUGGUUCAUAGGAAACCUAUUAUAGUAAGUUACUUUAACAGUCCGAGGUUUCCCAGUACCUUUGGUUUUGAAGUCGAGGGCCUUUAUUUAACGCAAGAAAUAAAAAGUCAAGAAUGUCAUGUCGGCAUGGCUUUAAAAGUGAGCAGGGACUAAUUUGUCUAUGUGCAGCUUAAUGCUUUACAAUUCCAAAGCCGUUUAGUGCAGCUAUGCAUGCCUCAAUGUCAUAGGACAUUUGGUGAAUUGUUGACUGGUUCUUUAUUUUAUAUUUACCAAUUUCUAGUUUUAGGUCCUCUGCAAUGAGCUUCAGCACUUUUAUUUGUCCGUGUGAAUGAACUUGUCACCGAAUUAGCAAAUGCCCAUUGCAUUCUGAACACUGUCACUGUUUGGUGCAAGUAUUUUUACACCAUUCCUACUGUAUUCUUGUUCUUGAUACUAGUGAAAGUUGCUUGAAACCAAGGUACUUACUUUUGAUGUGUCCAUCUUUGUGUGUAUUUCCACAAUAUUUUGAAGCACUUGUUCCGAGCUUCUUCACAGCAACUUUUCACACUUGUCUGGAGCAGAAAACAUUUUGAAUUGUCUUUGCUUCGUUGGUAUGGUUGUUGAAAGAGGCAACAGAACAUGCGGCUGAAUGUGGUUUAAAGUGUGCUGCCACAGUUCGCUCCAAAGCACUGCAACAAAUACAUGAAAAAGCUAGUUAUUUAACUUCUUGGGAUGUCUUCACAUCCAUGAGGCAGAUGCUCCGGUCUAGUGCAAUUGUAACAGUUAUUCGAAAGAUCAUCCAUUUAUUUUAAGCACAUUUUUAUUGUAGAGUCACUCUAAAAGAGAUUUCCAGGGAGAUGUUCAUUUUAUAUAAUUUAACUUUCUUUUCUUUUGUUGUUUGUCACUUAUUCUUUCCUCACACUUUUAAGGUGCUCGUGAUGUGAACAUUCCUUAUUGUCUUUGCCUUUAUGAUAAACCUGUUAUCUUCUCA
This is a messenger RNA of Dermacentor andersoni, 4077 nucleotides long. RefSeq names its product type-1 angiotensin II receptor-associated protein-like. Gene Ontology annotation, biological process: angiotensin-activated signaling pathway. Lineage: Eukaryota; Metazoa; Arthropoda; Arachnida; Ixodida; Ixodidae. The record is from RefSeq and is a predicted model, not a curated record. Gene Ontology annotation, cellular component: plasma membrane.